Messenger RNA from Synchytrium microbalum, 3180 nucleotides. Its product is annotated as chitin synthase. The transcript has 16 exons. Gene Ontology annotation, molecular function: chitin synthase activity. The record is from RefSeq and is a predicted model, not a curated record. Lineage: Eukaryota; Fungi; Chytridiomycota; Chytridiomycetes; Synchytriales; Synchytriaceae. The coding region runs from base 1 to 3180 and encodes 1059 amino acids. Gene Ontology annotation, cellular component: cell periphery; cell septum.
AUGUCGUCUUCAAAAGGACGGAAGGUGGGACCUACACCAUCACAAUUACUUUCAUCGGCUCUUCAAUCCCGAGCAGGAAACAUGGAUGAAACACCAGAUUUGACAUCCCCAAACUUGGACGCGUCCUUGACCGAUUUGCCAUCACCAACACCCAACGACUUGCCUACAUUAUCUUCAGCAAACCAAGCCAUGAAAUUGAAUCAACGACAGGUGCAAGCUCUUGCCAUACAAUUACAACAACGCGCAGCUUUACAACAAGCACAGGAGAAAAUGGGUUCACCUUCAUCAUUAUUGGCAUCAUCGCCGGUGGUGCAACCUACUGGUGUUAGGAGAGUACCUCCUUCAGCUGCUGUUGCCACCAUGAGUCCUGCUCCAGUGUUUAGUGGAGAGGCAGUCAAGAGGUCUCGCUCAAAAGAAGAUUUGGCUAGGAUGGUUGAUGCAUCGAGACACUCUGUACCUCCUUCCGUUCCGCCACGAACGAAUACACCAGCACCAGGUGAUGCACCAUCAUCAGCUAGUGCUGUGGAGGAUGCUAACAACCACAACAAAAACUCUUCAGCCAAAUCAUCAGAGACAAAAUUGCUACAAUCUAUUAUACGAAACAAGGUUAAUACCAGUAAUACCGACUUGACUUCCUCGUCGUAUGGAUCAGAUUCGAAUCCAGGAGUGGGAUCACAGCAAAACUCAUACACCGACCUUCCAUUAUUGGGAUCACCAGCUGUCAGCACUCCAUUAACCAAAGGCAUCGAAUCUCUAAUCGAUAUUAAACGUGGACCACCAAAACGUGUCGACAGUCUCAGUCGUUCCAAACCCGAAAAGCAGGCCUCAGUCAUGUCAACCACUUCAGCAACCACAAAAGAAGAAAAGAAAAUGUCUCGUGCCAUGACACGACAUCGAACCCUCAUGCGUAAAAAAAUUGUACGUCUCACAGCAGCAGGACACUUGGCAUUCGAAGUACCGGUACCUGAUCGAUACCUCGAGAACUGUAAAUACACUGAAGCUCGUGAAUUUACGUUUUUGAGGUAUACUGCUGUCGCUCAUGACCCUGAUGAAGUCGGACGUCCCAAGAUGGGGUACGAAGUACGUCAGAAUAUGAUGAAACGAGAUACUGAAUUGGCUGUGUGUGUCACGAUGUAUAACGAGGAUGAGAUACUUUUCGCAAAGACUCUGACGGCCAUUAUGAAGAAUGUUGCUUACAUGUGCUCUAAAAAGUGUUAUCGAAGCUGGGGUGAUGAGGGAUGGAAGCAUGCUGUUGUGGUUAUUGUGUCGGAUGGUCGUAAAAAGAUUCAUAAACGAGUGCUUGCUAUGCUUGGUCUUAUGGGUCUGUAUCAAGACUUGUGUCGAACUACCGUCGACGGUAAACCAACAACAGCCCAUUGGUUUGAACUCACUACUCAAGUAGCCGUCGACAAGGACAUGAGCAUUCGCGGCUGCAAAGAUGGAUUUGUGCCGGUGCAAGUCUUGUUCUGUCUGAAGGAACACAAUGCCAAAAAGCUCAACUCGCAUCGUUGGUUCUUUAACGGAAUAUGUCCAUUACUGAAACCAAAUGUUUGUGCUCUUAUCGAUGUGGGCACUAAGCCUACUCCACAGUCGUUUUAUCAUUUGUGGCGUGCUUUCGAUCGCAACAAGCAUGUUGGUGGAGCAUGUGGUGAGAUUUGUGUCGAAAGUACUCAUGCUUUCAGUAUGUUGAAUCCAUUAGUGGCUAGUCAGAACUUUGAGUACAAAAUGUCAAACAUCCUAGAUAAACCUCUUGAAUCCGUCUUGGGAUACAUUCAAGUGCUUCCUGGUGCAUUCUCCGCUUACCGAUACGAAGCAGUCCAAAACUCGACUCCAACCUCAGGUCCAUUGGUGGAAUACUUCAAGGGAGAAACACUGCAUAACAGUGCUGAUUUUGAUGUGUCGUCUGCAAACAAGUACUUGGCAGAAGAUCGAAUCUUGUGUUUCGAAGUAGUCACAAAAUUGAACUCAGCAUGGACUUUGAAAUAUGUAAAGGCUGCUCGAGCCGAGACUGAUGUACCUAGUGCUCUGCCGGAGCUGGUUUCACAACGACGACGUUGGUUGAAUGGUUCUUUGUUUGCUUUGAUUCACGCAAUUUCUCAUUUCGAUUUAUUCUUCCGUUCUUCACACCCUAUAUACCGAAAGGCUCUCUUCAUGUUCUUGACACUUUACAAUAUCGUUAACUUGAUCUUCACCUGGUUCUCUAUCGGAAACUUCUACCUUACAUUCUUUUUCCUCUCCCAAAUCUGCUCCAAGCCUGCAUCAGACCCCUUCCGCGGUGGCGGACCACUAGUCCUCCUCCUCAUGAAACAACUCUACGCAUCAGCCUUCCUCAUAAUCCUCAUUUCAUCAUUCGGAAACCGCCCACAAGGAAGCAAAAUGUUUUAUUAUUCGGUGGUCUAUCUGUUUGGACUGGUGAUGGUCUUCACCAUCUUUAUUGGGUUCCUGAGUGUUUUUGCGUACAUACCACAAAUGAAUUCGGCUGCUGAUAUCUUGACGCUGUUGAGUACGAGUGAUGUGUUUAGAGGGGUUGUUAUAUCUGUUUCUGCUACUUAUGGAAUGUAUCUGAUCAGUUCGCUUAUAUACUUGGAUUUCUGGCACAUGAUUACCUCUUGUAUUCCAUACAUGGUGAUGCUUCCUACAUACGUCAACAUGUUUAUGGUCUACGCAUUAUGUAACUUGCAUGAUGUCUCGUGGGGUACCAAAGGUGACAAUGUCGUCAAAUCAAACGUGGAACCAAUCAAACAAGACACCAUAGUCCGUGAAAAACGAGAAGAACUCGAAGUAGUCAUUCCCGAUGACGAUCGAGAAAACUUGAACACCAUGUACAAUGACUUGCUUGAAUCACUCAAGGUCGCUCCACCACCAGAAAAACAGGUUGUGGAUAACAAGACCAAGAGAGACGAUUAUUUCAAGCUGUUUAGGACUCGAGUUGUUGCUAGUUGGCUGCUGUCUAAUGGAUUGUUGAUCACUAUUUUUACUACUGAUUCAAUCACAUCCCUCCUCUUCCCAGCAUAUCAAAUCUCACCGUACUUGAUCCUCCUCUUCUGGGCAGUUACUGGUCUUGCUGCCGUACGAUUUACUGGUGCGAUGAUCUUUGUGUUUUUCGAAUACUUGUCGAAUUUCGUGGAUGCUGUGCUUCCUAUUCGACAAUUCCAAGGACCCAAGCCACGUCGAGCGUGA